Messenger RNA from Raphanus sativus (radish), 525 nucleotides. Its product is annotated as disease resistance protein RBA1. The transcript has a single exon. Bases 1 to 525 code for a protein of 174 amino acids. Gene Ontology annotation, biological process: signal transduction. NCBI's taxonomy places the organism in Eukaryota, Viridiplantae, Streptophyta, Magnoliopsida, Brassicales, Brassicaceae. The record is from RefSeq and is a predicted model, not a curated record.
AUGAAAAAGAGCAAUAGCAAUAUCUCAGCAAAGGAUACCUUAUCUGCCCCCCUCCACAUCCAUAACAAUAACCAAGUAUUCAUCAACUUCAGGGGAGAGGAGCUACGCUGCAGCUUCGUGAGCCACCUUGUUGACGCAUUCAAAAGACAUGGAAUCAACUUCUUCAUAGACAAAGAUGAACAGAAGGGAAAAGACCGGAAACAUCUCUUUGCAAGGAUCAAGCAGUCGACAAUAGCUCUAACUAUAUUCUCAAGAAGGUACGCAGAGUCACGCUGGUGCCUUAACGAGCUAGCGAAAAUAAAGAAAAGAGCCGAUCAACGCAAACUACAAGUGAUACCCAUCUUCUUCAAGGUGAAGGCCGCAUCCGUGAGAUACCAAAAGGCAGAGUUCGGUCGCAACUUCUGGAGGUUAGCUAAGACUUCAAGUGGGGAACAGAUCAAGAAAUGGAAGGAAGCUUUAGAGUCUGUUUCGGACAAGAUGGGAUUGCCGUUAGGCGAACAAAGGUACCUUACUCAUAACCCUUAA